This is a messenger RNA of Dermatophagoides farinae (American house dust mite), 3426 nucleotides long. RefSeq names its product TBC1 domain family member 2B. Lineage: Eukaryota; Metazoa; Arthropoda; Arachnida; Sarcoptiformes; Pyroglyphidae. Gene Ontology annotation, biological process: regulation of GTPase activity. Gene Ontology annotation, molecular function: GTPase activator activity; small GTPase binding. The record is from RefSeq and is a predicted model, not a curated record.
AAAAAGAAAUUAUUUUUCAAAGAAAAAAAAAUUAUUUUCGAUUCAUCACCUGAUUGAAACCAGAUGGCAAUACUUUCGAAGAUUUUAAUGCUUUUCACCUGUCAAAUUAACUCCAGCUUCACAGCUUUUCUUAUUUUGGAAAUUUUUUUUUAUAUAUAUUCGUUGCCGUUAUUAUUAUUUGUAUAUGUAAUUCUUUGUAUCAUCAUAAAAAAUUCAAGCACAUGUGUCAGAUAAUUGCUGAAUGAAUAUAGAAUUGUAAAGAAUUGAAUUUAUUUAUGUCGAUCAAUGUGCAAUAUCCGUAUUCAUCUGUGCCAUAUUGUAACAAUAUUUGUUCAUUGUUUUUUUCUUGAUAUUCAUCGUUUUAUUAUCAUCAUCGUCGCCCACCAUCAUAAUUAUCGUAAUUGGCUUUCAUCGUCUCAAUUAUAAAGAAUUUUUUCUACGUUUGAACAAUUUGUAAAUGGGAUCCAAUCAUUGAAUUUUUUUUAGUUGAAAAAAAAAAUUUCACUCAAUGAUACAAUUAUUAUGUACCAAAAUAGUAGUAAUAGUAACAACAACAAAAAUAGAAAUGUAAAACAACUUCAAAAACAAUCCAAAAACAAUAAAGAUAAUGAUGUUCUUCAAGGUUAUCUUUUGAUACAUUCGAACGUUCAACAAGAGCAAUCAUCGCCAUUGGUCAAUCAUCGCAAAAAACGUUGGUUCGUUUUCAAUAAAGACAAUGGUAAACUAUAUUACUAUCGUACAAAAGAAGAUCUUUUUCCAUUGGGUGAGAUUAAUAUAAAUCAAUCAUCAUUUAUAUUGGCCAAUCCGACUACUGGUGUUGAUACAUUUCGAUUCGAAAUACGUUCAGGUGUAAAACGAUUCAUGCUCGAAGCGAAUACUCCCACCGAAGGUUUCCAUUGGGUUCGAAUGUUACAACAAUAUCGUCAAAGCUAUUUCCAACGAUUAGCUGAACCAUUAGCUGAUCGAUCGGAUAAAUCGUAUUUUUCAAUUGGUACCACCGCCGCCGUUACCGAAACUACAUCGGAUAAAUCAAAUGAAAGCGAAUUUUACCAAAGCUGUGAUAUGAACACUGUUGAUUCUCAUAGUCGAAACAAAAUUUUAAAUGAACAAAUGGUUCAACCGAAACCCAAAUUUCCGAAUCUAUCGGCUCAAAAACGUACUCAAUCAUUACCACCUGCUAAACGUGACCAAAAACUAUCGGUGCCAAUCACAAAUAGUGACCAUCGUCGACCAUCUCGUAUAUUUGGUGGAAUGUUUAGUGGUAAACCAAAUAAGCAGCUUGUCCACAAUAUUCAAGAUGAUUCUAUUAAAGAUGUUGACAUGAAUUGCUCACAAUGUCGGCGAUCAAAUGGUAGCCUAUUAGCAUUACGCCAUGAUAAAAUGGCCCUAGAAGAUGAAGUGAAAACUAAUCGUGAAGUUAUAAAAAUCUUACAAGAACAAUUAAGAAUUUUUAAUCAAAGUGAAAAACCGACAAAUUGUUCAGAUACGGAUGAUCCACGGUGUGAUGAUAUAAUUGCUUUGAAAAUCAAAUUAAACACAAUGGUUAAAGAUAAUGAAAAAUUGCGACAAGAAAAUUGUUCAUUAUCGACAACAAAACAAGUGUUGGAAGAAAUGCUUGAAUCUCGUGAUCGUACACUAGUUUCUUUAACACAUGAAGUUUAUGAUUUGGAAUGUAAAAAUUCUAGAAUGCAAACUCAUGCUGAAUUGGAACGAGAAUUUAUUCAGGAUGAAGUGCCGAGAAAACUUAAACAAAAAAUUGAACAGCUUGAGGAUACAGCCAUUGCAUUCGAACAACAAAACUAUUUUCUCAACAAAGAAAUAAUCGAAUUAAAUGAAAUUAACAGAAUUCUUGAACUUAAACACAAACAAUCCGAGGCAAAAUUGUGUGAAGUUGAAGCUAAAUCAUCGCAGAUACAAUCAAAAUUAUUGUCACUUUUGAAAGAAAUCAAUCAUUGUAUACAAGUUGAAGAACGCAAUCAAAAAGAGGUAUUUCAUGGUAUCGAAUCAUCAUCAUCAUCAUCAAAUUCAUUCGUCACUAAUGAAUCUGUUAAGCAAAUAGUAUCGAGAUUGCUUGAGGAAAGUUCUUUAGACAUUCCAUUAAGUUGGAAACCUGGAAAUCGACCAAGAUCUCGAUGGUCAAAUCAAUCGGCUUCGAAUUCAAUUUGUGGUGCCGAAUAUGAUGAAUUAGGAUUCUAUCAUCAUAACAAUGAAAGACCACGAUGUUAUGAUUUUGUUCUUGAUCCUGAUAAAAGUGAGAUCACAUGGCGUUCUAAAUGGGAUCAUUUUAUGAGCAAUUUAACUAAUCAUGGAGAAGUUCCGAUUGGCAAUUUUGAGCUAAAACAAAUGAUUCGGCUCGGUGUACCUCAGGAUUAUCGUUGUAAGAUUUGGCGUUCAUUGAUACAUCAACGUGUCAAAGAUCACAAAGCUAAAUUGAGUGAUGACUAUUACGAAUCAUUACUUCGUAAUCGUUCAAAACUUGGUUCGCAAAGCAAAGUUCUUGAUCCAUCGGCUAAACAAAUUGAAUUGGACUUGUUACGUACAUUGCCAAAUAAUCGUCAUUUCGAAAAUCUAGAAUCUGAUGGUAUUGAACGACUUCGUCGUGUGCUAUUGGCAUAUAGUCUCCAUAAUCCAUCGGUGGGCUAUUGCCAAGGAUUGAAUCGGUUAGCAGCUGUUGCAUUGCUAUUUAUGCCUGAAGAAGAUGCAUUCUGGUGUCUGGUGGCAAUCGUAGAAACAAUUAUGCCUAAAGAUUAUUAUGGCCGUAAUUUGCUCGGCGCACAUGUUGAUCAAUACGUAUUACGAGAUUUAAUUACGGACAAAUUGCCCCAAUUAUCACAACAAAUGGACCAUCAUCAUAUAGAAAUAUCAUUGUUUGCCUGGUUUUUGACCAUUUUUGUUGACAAUGUACCGGUGUUUGUCUAUCUACACAUCUGGGAUGUAUUCCUGCAUGAAGGUAGUAAAGUUUUGUUUAGAUUCGCAUUGGCCAUACUACGUCUGCAUGAAUCUGAACUGCUGCAGAUGACCGAUUCGGCAUCAAUGAAUCAAUUUCUGCGUACAUUAGAUGAAAGACAAUUCAAUCUACAACGGUUAUCUGAUAUAGCAUUCCGUGAACUGAACCCGUUUCCAUCCCGAUUAGUGCGAUCAAAACGAACACAUUAUACUGCUUUGGUCAUUGAAGAACUUAAAAAGAUUGAUGAAUUUCGUUACACAUUGAACAACGAUGAAACGAAAGGUGAACAAUUACAAACGGAAAAAUCAAAAUCAAAAGAUAAUUCUCAGCAAUCAUCAUUUGAUGAUAAUGAAUCUGAUUAAAAUUAAUGAAAAAAAUAAACAUAUCUUUUUUAUUGAUAAACACUACUGACAUUUGAUAUUACAAGAUGAUUAUUAUGAAAAAAAAUGAAAUUAUAAUCAUACAGCACAAAAUUUUAA